AUGCACAGUCGCGAGUCCUCCGCCGUCAGAGGAAGAGCCGCGGACCCCUCCACCCUUGCCCCUACUCUCACGCGGCGUGGUCACUCCGGUUCCAAGAGCCCCGACGUUUCGGCCGGUCGGCCCGCAGGAUAUGAAGGAUUAGAACGAAGACCUUCGAACUCGUACGGUCAUCACCGCCAGACUUCGAUCGUACACGGUGUGCAGCACUCGCGGAACCCGAGCAUGGCCGGUUCAACCGCAUCCACCAGCCCGCUCAGCCCGGAACUGAUCGCGUCUCUCGGUCGCGGCGCUUUUGAUGAGGCGACGCUCCCUGCGAAAUUCGAUCCCCUCGAUUCUCAUUCGGGCUAUUCCACCCCAUCCGGGAUGGCCGCGGGCCAUGGGUUACCUCCGAUGUUAAGCACCAUACAAGACAACGAUAUCGAUGGCAUGAACCCGAGCCCGGCGGAGGUCCUCCACAAACGAAUGAACUCGGGGGCAAGACAAUACGGGAAAGAUCACAUAGCGGAUAGUAAGAUCAAUCAGGCGAUUAUGAAACUGGGAGAAUCCGAUGCUCCAGUAGAGGAAGUAUGCGGUCCUGGGGCAGACCCGACCUUUGAUCAAUUGAUCUCGGCAUUAGGUCACAUUGCCCGAUUGAAACCGAAACCGUUAAUCGAUACGAUUAUGUUCUGGCGUAAGGCCAAGGGCGAUGCCGCCAUCACAGCACGACAGAUGGGGAACGAACAGAAGCCAUCCCCGGGGUCCGAGAAUGGGCCGCUUCUUCGUCGCAACACCGAACCGACACAACCCGGUGAUCAAUUUGCUCCAGCGGAACGGCCGCAGCAAUCGACGCCUUUCCUUGCUCGUCAUGAUGAUAUUGCUUUGGUGGAGCGACGGGCCACAGUCUCGGUCUAUCUAGUCUGCAGAGUCUUGAUCGAGAUCUUCAACCAGAGUAGCCUGGCCUCAAUCACACUGGACAUGGCAGAUCGCCUCGAGGAUAUCGUGUUUGGCCAAGUGAAAACAUCCGACCCCGAUCAGAUCUCUGCAUCACCGCUCCGUAUGGCGAAUUGGAGGAUAUACGGUCAAUUAUUGGGCCUUAUGAGCGAAUCGAAUUUCUCCAGCGUCGCCAAUAGGUUCUUGGGCGAACUCGAUCGCUACCAGAAAGAUGAAGCUGCCAAAGGUCCAUCUCGAGAUGGUGACGCAAAGACAGAAUUAUUGAUUCUUUGCAUGCGAUAUCUGCGUCUUCCCACAAGUAUUGAGGGAUGGCCCAAGUCUUGCGACUUUAUGCGAUCUUUAGCACGGUUGUUUGUCAAUGCCCACGGGCAGCGUAUAAAGCAAGCCUACUGCUAUGUGAUCGAGAAACUUCUUCUGCCUGUUGCUGCCAACCCUAGCUGCGAUCUUUCCCUGCCUCGCUGGAAGGAAUUCCUAGAUUUAGUCCAGCCACGUCUGGUGCAGCUUCUCACCAAACCUCGUCAUUGGGCAGCUUCUUUUUCAUUAAAUGUUUUGUUACUCUGCAUCUCCAACAAGGAGACAUUUUCUUCUCAGUGGCUCCCGAUGAUCUCGAGUUUGCCUCCACGACUGAAAGAUCGUCCCACGCGUGCACCCGCACUCCAUGCAAUCUGUCGUCUGGUCUGGACAUACUUCUUCCGUUUCUCUGACUCCCCCACAACAACACUUCGCAAGGUUGAAGAAGUGGCCAAAAUUGCUCUUCCAACUGGUCGUCGUACCUACCUAAGCGCAGAGCCGGUCUUUGUCGAUCCCUUGAUACAACUGAUUCAAAUAAUUGGAUUCAAGCAUCCGGAUGUCUGUUUCCGAAACAUCAUAUUCCCGUUGAUCAACUCCGACCUCUUCCUAUCUGGCAGAGAAUUGAAGAUUGAACAGAUGGAACCCGAAAAGAUGGUCAUUGGCAUCCGUGCCUUUUUGGCUACCAUGUCUGAUUUGGAAACAAGUGACCAGCUGUGUCCUCCAAUCCCCACUGGAUCACUACCUAAUCCUUUCACCGAUGUCUCGACUCCCAUAUAUUUCCACAGGCCACAACUGCUUGCGGAGCCAACGGCAACGAGUGUGACUGAAGCACAAGAUCCAACCCUAUGGCAACCUGUCAACACAGCAAGAUUAAGUGAAAAUGUGAAGGAGUAUUAUUUCCGUUUUUGUGAAGUUCUGGGCAAAAUCACCUUACUAUGUGACAACACUUUUGGUGGUCAGGCAGUUCUAGAUGAAAAGUUCGGUGGAACAACACCGAAAACACCGAUUUCAGAAGCAUUCAGUUUUGGCCGACGUGAUGAUCACGUCACUACACUGGACCAGAAGCAGGGCUUCUACGAUUUACUCCACGUGGCAGUUCAGGCCCUUCCACGUUGUCUCUCCGAUCACAUUCCAUUCAAUUCUCUCAUCAAUCUGCUUUGCACGGGUACUGCUCAUGUGCAGUCCAACAUUGCUACCUCAUCAGCAGAGUCCUUGAAAGCCAUCGCAAGGCAGUUACAUGCACAGCAAGUCACAAUUGGGUUUGCUAGGUUCAUUUUCAACUUUGAUGAGCGUUAUUCUACCAUGUCAGAUGAAGGAAUGCUCGGACCAGGCCAUAUUGAAUCAACCUUGCGGCUGUAUGUCGAGUUGUUGCAGAUUUGGAUUGAUGAGAUCAAGCAAAAAACCAGGGGUGCAGCUAUGGACCAGCUGGAGAGAUCCAUCUCCGGCAGCCGAGCUUUGCAUCUCGACUUGUCAAGCGUUCUUGCCCACGUCGAGGAGAUCGAGUCACAUGGUCUGUUCUUCUUAUGUUCGCAAUCGAGACGAGUGAGAGCUUUUGCGAUAACUGUUCUACGCUUGAUCACCGAGUUCGACAGUGCUCUUGGCAAGGAAAAUACCAGAAUCAUUCGCAUUCUCGAGGCUGAUUCUCAGCAAAUCCUUGAUGUCAAUGAUGAGAACCUAACUGUGGCGGAGCGAAGUCGAAUUCAGAAAGGCAAGCGAAGCAGCGCAUCUCAGAAUACACUUAUCGAACUUUGCAGCAGUGAAGUGUCUUACGAUUCAACAUUGUGGGCCAAAGUGUUCCCCAACAUCAUCCGUGUCAGCUUUGAGACUUGCCCUUUUGCUGUCACACUGGGCAGAGAGAUCGUAUGUGCACGCCUUGUUCACAUGCAUAAGAGCAUCACAUCUCUUGCUGAGAGUACACGAUUCCCUCCUUUCGCCCCUUUAGACUCAAAUUCAAACCGUCCUCCCAUUGGAAGAAACAACGUGACGGCUGAGAUCCUGGUCGAACAAUGGAAGCUCUACUUGGUCAUGGCUUGCACGACUGUCACCAGCGUCGGAGCCCAGUCUCAGAGCCAACUUGCCAAUGCUCAACAUGCCCGAAAAGCUUCCAAGGGAGCUCAGCAGCCCCAAAACAAGAUCAGUUCUGCUCGCAGUCUGUUCGCCUUUGUCAUUCCACUUCUUUCCGCUGAGCGGGAUUCUAUCAGGAGUGCCAUUGUAGUGGCUCUUGGUGCUAUUCACAAGAAUCUUUACCGCACACUUCUAGAGUCUUUGCAAUACGCUGUUACAACCUGCAACGAAGAAGCCAAGAUGAGAAUCGGCAAUCACUAUCGUAGCCCCAGCAGCCCGCGCCGGAACAGAAAGACUGAUCGCUUGCGCACUGAAGUCACGAAUGUCUAUAAACUCACUUCCCAUUUCCUUCAAGAACCCGAGGUUUACAAUGACGACUGGAUCGUCAAUAACCUGGUCACAUACGCCAAGGACAUCCGGAUUUUCCUCAGUGACGCCGAGGUCCAAAAUGACUGGGAAUUCCAGCGCCUGCGCUUCCAUUUCUGUGGACUAAUGGAGGAAGUUUUUGAAGGAAUCAAUCGUGCCAAGGAUCCUUCUCGCUGGAUGCCCUUUGAGUCUCGAAAGUCCGCUUUCUCGCUCAUGGAGGAGUGGUGCGGCUACUCGCCAAACCAAUCUCAAAUCUCUGCAAGGGAAGAGAAUAUGCGGAAGUAUUCUCUCUCACAAACCCAGGAAGCUGGCGAAAUGAGGAAUACGGCUGCUGCUAUGGAGAUUGAAAAGAAGAGUCUUCGGGGGGCGGCACUGAGCGCCAUGGCUUCUCUUUGCGCCGGUCCCAUUAGCAUCGCUACUGAAAGUGGCUCGGUCCUUCAAUUCGAUGUCAUGCGCAUGCUGUCAUGGAUUGAGAUGAUCUUCAGCACUGUUAGUGACAAGUGGCAUACUACAGGCCGGCGGGCCCUGAAGAAUUUGAUCAUUCAUAACCAGGAGCACUCUUAUCUGAUGGAGCGAUCAAUUGAGAUGUGCUAUAUCACCGAGCGACCAAAGACUAUUGAGAGUUACUUCGAAGUAGUCACUGAAGUGCUCUUUGAGUACCCAGACUAUCCUCUCAGAUUCUGGAGAAUCCUUGGUGCAGUCUUGGUUACACUGGGUAACGAGAAGCGGGAGAUUCGAAUGAAGUCUGCCAAACUUCUUCGGAAGCUCGAGGAGCGCCAGCAAAAGAACUCCAGGCUUCAAGACUUUGAUAUCAGCAUUUCCGACAAGACAACCGCUGUCUACAAGCUUGCCCAAUUCGAAAUCUCCAAGCGAUUGGCUGGCCAGCAUGCUGAUUUAGCCUUCACCAUUUUCUCGGAAUUCUCUCUGCAUUUCCGCAAUCUUCGGCCUGACAGUCAACGGAACAUGGUUGCUGCCAUCCUGCCGUGGGUUCAAACAAUGGAGCUCCAGGUUGACCCUAAUGGUGGCCCUACUGCUAGGUCAUAUAUGCUGCUUGCGAAUCUCUUCGAGAUCACUAUUCGCUGUAGCACGAUACUGCCCAAUCAAGUGCAGGCUUUGUGGCAGGCUUUAGCGACUGGCCCUCACGGAGGCAAUGUCCAGCUAGUGCUAGACUUCAUCAUCAGCAUCUGUCUGGAGCGCAAAGAGCAAAACUUCGUCGAGUAUGCCAAGCAAAUGGUCGUAUUCUUGUCUGGUACUCCGGCUGGCUCAAAGGUCAUUGAGUUUUUCCUAUUGCAGGUUGUACCCAAAAACAUGGUGCAAGAACGAAAGGAACUCACCCCACCUCCGCCCGACAUCAAAAGCUUGCCUUACGUCGCAGAUCUCGCAACCGUGCUCCCCGUUGGCAACAAGCAAGCUGGUCUUUCUCUGGGACAAGUCGCCCUGAUCUUCCUCGUUGAUCUUAUGGUCGCACCGGUCACCCUCGCCCUAGAUGACGUUGUCAAGCUCAUCCAUGUUGUCCUCAUCCUUUGGGACCACUAUACAGUCACUGUGCAGGAGCAGGCUCGGGAGAUGCUGGUCCAUCUCAUCCACGAACUGAUAGCGGCUAAGCUUGAAGACGAUGCACCGGUAGGUGCGCGUCAAUCCGUCGAGGACUUUGUGGAGUCUAUCCGCAAGAGUGAUCCCGCCGUUGUGUGGGAAUAUGAAGAGAAUCAUGGCAAGGAUGAGGAAUCUGAUGACCGUCGGGUACCUGCUUCUAUGGCCACUGUUACCCGCGAUGUUGUCACCUUUUUUAGCUUUGCCUAUGAAGGCAUUGGUGAGUUGUGGGCCAAGCAGGCCUUAAAUUGGGCUACAUCUUGUCCCGUAAGACAUUUGGCAUGCCGUUCGUUCCAGAUCUUCCGUUGCAUUUCAACGUCUUUGGACUCGAGGAUGUUGGCGGAUAUGCUGGCUCGGCUUUCAAAUACUAUUGCCGAUGAGGAGACUGAUUAUCAGACUUUCUCGAUGGAGAUUCUCACAACGUUGAAAAUUAUUAUCAGUUCGUUGAAUCCGUCGGAUUUGUUGAACUAUCCUCAGCUUUUCUGGACUACUUGUGCCUGUCUCAACACGAUUCAUGAAACUGAGUUCAUUGAGAGUAUUGGCAUGCUUGACAAAUUCCUCUCUCGUGUCGAUCUCAGUGACCCAGCUGUCGUGAGCACAUUGAUUGAAGGCCAGCCACCAAAGUGGGAGGGCGGAUUUGAUGGUCUUCAGGAUCUUGUUUUCAAGGGAAUGAAAUCGUCCGAGUCCUUUGAUCGCACCCUUGAUCUUCUGCAUACUCUGAGCGGCCUACCGAACAAUGACCUCAUUGGAGACGGAACUAGGCAAUUGUUCACCGUGCUGGCUAAUCUGCCUCAUUUCCUCCAAUGCUUCGAGCAAGGCUUCACCGACCAGAAAGCCAUUAAUCGUGCUAGCUUGCUUGCCCGCGUGGCAGAGAAUGAGCGAUGCCCUCGACUUGCAGCGUCACUGUUUGGUUUUGCGAAUCAGCAGUACAAGACCGCCGGCGUCUUCUUGGAUCACAUCAUCACUGAGAUCAAGUCGUACUAUUUCCCACAGCUGGACUUCCAGUGCUUGAUCUUCCUCAUGGGCCUUUUGACCAACACUUCUGAUUGGUUCCGCAUUAAAACCAUGAGGAUUCUUUGUGUCUUAAUUCCUGAGGUAGACAUGCGCCGGACUGAGGUCACUUGUCAUGGCCCAGAUCUGAUCUCCCCACUGCUCCGACUUUUGCAAACUGAGCUCUGUCCCCAGGCUUUGGAGGUUUUGGAUCACAUCAUCACUGUCUCCGGUAAUCCAAUGGAACGCCACCAUCUUCGGAUGAGUAUGGCGUCGGCUAGCUCUUCUCGCGCCAUUCGGAAGGAGUACGAGCGGAUUCAAAGUCUUUACGGUAUUCCUGAACCAUCGGGAUGGUCUGUACCCAUGCCUGCCACUCAGUCAAGCAUGACUCGAAACAAUGUCCACGCUGUCUUCUACACAUGUGUCGAAGCCGAUGACAUGUACGCGGAAGAUGUCAUGACGCCUGAAGUGGCAUUCCAUGUCGAUGAAUUCAAUGACUCAUUUUUCCCACUGAGAGCUGAUACCAUGAAGUCGAUUGACACACAGACCGAUGGCAACAUCGGAGAUAUCGUGCAGAAACUGGAUAGUCUCGAUGACUUCUUCGAUGAAACCGACCCAGGUACCCCAGUCAUGAAUCCAGUCGCUCCACCAAUGCUACGAGGGUUUACCGGCAGCUACGUCGAUUCCAACGCACACCUCUACGACCAGCAGACUGCACCAAUCCUACGAAAAUCUCUUGCUCGGACGGGCUCAACCUCGUCCUUCCACAACGGUCUAGCCGAGUCACGACCGCCUAACUUCCGCUUCGAUGGACCAGCUGUGUAUUCCCCAGCAACAAUCACCCCUCCCAAUGCCGCACAAAUGUUGCGUCCAAUGUCUCACCACACCCGCUCCGUCACCUCCCCCGCCAACAAUCUUUACGUUCACACAACCAAUGCACCAAACUCCACACCAAACGUGGGCCUAACAGACUCAGCCUUCCUCUCCGAUGACGACCCCGACGAAGUCCAUUCCGAUCUAGACGAUCGCCCCGUGACCACGACCACCAAGCUAGCGCCACCAGCACCAAUGGUUCGCAGUGCUACAGACGGUCCUCAUUCCAUUGAAUCGAUGAUUCGCAGCGGCAUGCGGCGCCUCACCGGCGGUGCAGCAGCAACCAGGGACAAAGAGCGCCAGCGUGACCUCCUCCGUGCUCAGCAUCGUGCUAUUGUACAGACGGCCAAUUCUCCCCGCGUUCCCAAGGUUCCUGAGGAGUAUCUCUCGGCUCCGACCAGCCACCCGGCUUCGCCGAGGUAA
Penicillium nucicola is the source of this 7527-nucleotide messenger RNA. Its product is annotated as putative cell morphogenesis protein (PAG1). The transcript has 2 exons. Gene Ontology annotation, cellular component: cell cortex; site of polarized growth. Gene Ontology annotation, biological process: cell morphogenesis. NCBI's taxonomy places the organism in Eukaryota, Fungi, Ascomycota, Eurotiomycetes, Eurotiales, Aspergillaceae. Bases 1 to 7527 code for a protein of 2508 amino acids. The record is from RefSeq and is a predicted model, not a curated record.